CCAGCGCUGGGCGCGGUACGGCGCGCGGGCCAUGGGGGGCAGCCUGCGGGUGGCCGUGCUGGGCGCCCCGGGCGUGGGCAAGACGGCCAUCAUCCGCCAGUUCCUGUUUGGUGACUAUCCCGAACGCCACCGGCCCACGGACGGGCCACGCCUCUACCGGCCCGCGGUGCUGCUCGACGGCGCCGUCUACGACCUGAGCAUCCGCGACGGCGACGGCGCUCGUCCGGGUCAGAACCCCGGGGGUCCAGAGGCCCGAGGCCCUGCGAUUUUGAAAAGCGGCUUUUUCCUCACUCGCCUAAAGUGCCUGUAUAUUUGCCUGCCUCCGCUGGUGGUUCUGGAUCAGUGCACGACAGAGCAUGGUUGUGUCUCCCUGAGGGAGUGGCCAGACCCCAAGGACUGGAGCUUGCAGGACACGGACGCCUUCGUGCUCGUCUAUGACAUCUGCAGCCCCGACAGUUUCGACUACGUGAAGGCGCUACGGCAGCGCAUCUCGGAGACCAGGCCGGCGGGCGCACCCGAGGCUCCCAUCCUCGUGGUAGGCAACAAGCGAGACCGGCAGCGGCUGCGCUUCGGACCUCGGCGCGCGCUGGCCGCCCUGGUGCGCAGGGGCUGGCGCUGCGGCUACCUCGAGUGCUCCGCCAAGUACAAUUGGCACGUGCUGCGUCUUUUCCGCGAGCUGCUGCGUUGCGCUUUGGUGCGCGCGCGCCCUGCGCACCCAGCCCUGCGCCUGCAGGGGGCGCUGCACCCCGCGCGCUGCAGCCUCAUGUGACUGAACUGGACGACGACGCCGAUGGUGGGGGGAGGGUGGUUUGAUUGGCGCAACCGGGUACCUGGAUUGGACGAAAUUGCCCAACUUCUCUCGGAUUGGACAGGACAAAGUCUCCUCCCUGAUUGGAUGAGGAAACCUCCGAGUCAGUCUCCUGGGCGACAGGACACUCUGAGCCUCAUUGGACCUAGCCAGGCCCCAAGCUACAUUGGGCUCGAGCAGUCCUUUCUGGGACCUCAUUGGGUUACAAUCCCAUUGGACUUCGCUAUUAAUCUGAUUGGAAGCUCUCAGGUUGCCCCUGCGGCUUCACUGGACAAACUCUUAAGUCACACCUCUUGGGAGGUAAUAAAGGGGAAAACAAUGCAAG
Messenger RNA from Zalophus californianus (California sea lion), 1133 nucleotides. It is a transcript of the gene RASL10A, whose product is annotated as RAS like family 10 member A. The transcript is spliced from 4 exons. The record is from RefSeq and is a predicted model, not a curated record. Gene Ontology annotation, molecular function: GTPase activity; GTP binding. NCBI's taxonomy places the organism in Eukaryota, Metazoa, Chordata, Mammalia, Carnivora, Otariidae. Bases 32 to 769 code for a protein of 245 amino acids.